AAAACCCUCGGCCAAGGGCCCUCUACUCUCCUCCGAGCUGGGCAGUGGGCCUGGGGUGCCCUCUCCCUCCCCCCGCCCCGGGGGGCAUUGUGAGGCCGUUAGUCACCUGCCCCAACCCCAGCGCCUCACUCAGCCCCAGCUUUUGGAAAUGGGACUGGCGGCGGGACAAUAGGCCAGGGGGGCGGUCAGCCCAGACAAAGGGCAGCAGGAAAAACACCAUCACUUGCUACGAGGCCAGCUCGCUGGCAUUUGGGAGAAUGUGUCAUUGCAUUUACUCAGGGGGAGGGGGAGGAGAGGGAAGGUUAGAGAUGAGGAGUCCGAGGUAGGGUGAGAGCAGGGACCCCGCACCCCAGGUCGACGCCGUCGGAGAAGAAAAGGAGAGGGCGGCCCGCUCCCCCCGGCUCGGGGAGUCUGCCGGCGGACUGAUGCCCUCCCCGCCCCCUCCCCCAGGAGGCCCAGGGUGGUACCGCCGCAGCCUCGCCUCACCUCACCCCCCCUCGGUGUUGUGGGAGGGAGAGGAGCCCCAGAAGCCCUCCCUUCCCUCCUCCCCCCUCCUCCCCCCACCCCGGGGAGGGCCGCUACAAUUUGUGGUUACAGCUUUACACGUCAGAAAAAAAAAAAAAAAGUUUGCAGAAUGUCCCACACCGAAAAAAAAAAAAAAUCCGAAACCGAGCGAAAAAAACCUGCGAGUGGGCCUGGCGGAUGGGAUUAUUAAAGCUUCGCCGGAGCCGCGGCUCGCCCUCCCACUCCGCCAGCCUCCGGGAGAGGAGCCGCGCCCGGCCGGCCCGGCCCCCAGCCCCAUGGACCUCCGAGCAGGGGACUCGUGGGGGAUGCUAGCUUGCCUGUGUGCUGUGCUCUGGCACCUCCCGGCAGUGCCAGCCCUCAACCGCACGGGGGACCCAGGGCCUGGCCCCUCCAUCCAGAAAACCUACGACCUCACCCGCUACCUGGAACACCAACUCCGCAGCUUGGCUGGGACCUACCUGAACUACCUGGGCCCCCCUUUCAACGAGCCUGACUUCAACCCACCUCGGCUGGGGGCAGAGACCCUGCCCAGGGCCACUGUCAACUUGGAUGUGUGGCGGAGCCUCAAUGACAAACUGCGGCUGACCCAGAACUAUGAGGCCUAUAGCCACCUUCUCUGCUACUUGCGUGGCCUCGACCGCCAGGCUGCCACGGCCGAGCUGCGCCGCAGCCUGGCCCACUUCUGCACCAGCCUUCAGGGCCUGCUGGGCAGCAUCGCGGGCGUCAUGGCAGCUCUGGGCUACCCGCUGCCCCAGCCUCUGCCCGGAACCGAGCCCACCCGGGCCCCCGGCCCUGCCCACAGCGACUUCCUCCAGAAGAUGGACGACUUCUGGCUGCUGAAGGAGCUGCAGACCUGGCUGUGGCGCUCGGCCAAGGAUUUCAACCGGCUCAAGAAGAAGACGCAGCCCCCGCCGGCGGCGGUCACCCUGCACCUGGAAGCCCAUGGCUUCUGAUCUCUGACCUUUACCGCCUCCUCUCUCCUCUCCUCCCUCAAAUCCUGCUCCCACUCUGGGAGGGAGAAACCCGUAUGCCAACAUCUGUUGAGCCAGGAGACAGAAGCCAUGGGCCUCUGGCCCUCUCCGGACUCGGAAGAGGGCAUGAUCCACAGGGCCUAUCCCCUCCCCGCUUUCCGAAGGCCUGCAGGUCUCUUCCACAGGGAGGAGCGCUCCCGGGGGCCGCAGUGGUUCAAGUUGGUGCGAAGGCUCCCACAGCUUCCUGCUUCCUGCCCGGCACUUGCCGGCGCCCACAGGCCCCUCGUGCGCGCGGCACUUCCAGGAAGCAUGCCCGCAGGCAGGGAGGGGGGCCACCGCAGCAUGUGCCUUUCUGGGGCGGGGGGAGCCCUUUGGCUGCCCCACUCUCCUUGGAUGGGCGUUGUUCCCCUAUCCCCAAAUAGCCCAGUACAUCCAAUUCAGGAAACACACACACGGUGGCAAGUCCAAACGGGAAGAAACGGGAUUUAAAAGCGGAAGAGGUGGGAUCUGCAUUGGAGGUCAUGCUAAGAGCAUAGGGGCAGGGACAGAGCGGACCCACGGCUCACCAAGGCAGUCGGUGGCACAGGACGGCAGCCAAAAGGACCUUGCCUUGCAUCUUCUUGCCGGCAUCAUGGUGCCUCCUCUCCACCCCCUUUCCAGGGUAUCUGUGGGUUGCCCAGGCUGGGGAGGGCAACCAUAGCCACAGCCACAGGGUUUCCUGAAAGUUUACAUUGCAGUAGCAUUUCGGGGUGCGGGGGGCAGCUCCCCCAGGCCCUGCCCCCCAGCCUCACCCACUCAUGACUCUAAGUUUGUUGUAUUAAUAUUUAUUUAUUUGGAGAUGUUAUUUAUUAGAUGAUAUUUAUUGCAGAAUUUCUAUUCUUGUAUUAACAAAUAAAAUGCUUGCCCCAGGACUUCAUCUCUUUGCUUGGCCUGGUGCUUCCCCUCCUGGGCCCCCGCGUGCCUGGUGGCUUGGAGCCUGGCAGUCCAGGGCAGAGC
Messenger RNA from Panthera uncia (snow leopard), 2492 nucleotides. It is a transcript of the gene CLCF1, whose product is annotated as cardiotrophin like cytokine factor 1. The record is from RefSeq and is a predicted model, not a curated record. Bases 426 to 1478 code for a protein of 350 amino acids. The transcript has 3 exons. Lineage: Eukaryota; Metazoa; Chordata; Mammalia; Carnivora; Felidae.